Messenger RNA from Dermochelys coriacea (leatherback sea turtle), 3832 nucleotides. RefSeq names its product calcineurin like phosphoesterase domain containing 1 (gene CPPED1). The coding region runs from base 223 to 1158 and encodes 311 amino acids. The record is from RefSeq and is a predicted model, not a curated record. Gene Ontology annotation, molecular function: hydrolase activity. The transcript is spliced from 4 exons. Lineage: Eukaryota; Metazoa; Chordata; Testudines; Dermochelyidae.
CCUCCCUCCCUCCCGGCCAGGAGCCAGGUGGGGCUCGUCCCGCUGUCGCCCCUUUGCCUCCCCCGCCCCGGCUGACCCCUCUCCCGCGCCGUCCCGCGCCCUCUUCGGGCCCCGCCCCUCGGGCGGCGGCGGCGUCGCCUCCUCUCCUAGCCGGCCCGGCCCCCGCGUUUCCCGAGCCUGGCACCUGGCGUUUCGGGACGCGGCGGCAGUUAGGCGGACGCUAUGGCCGAGGAGCGGGACGUGUUUCCGAGAGCCCGGGGCAGGCGGCUGAGCGCCUUUCGUGAAGAUGAUGAAGGUCAAUGGAAAGCUCCUUUCUACUUCAUCCAAGGAGCAGAUCCUCAGUUUGGACUGAUGAAAGCCUGGGCAAUUGGUGACUGUGACAAUGGAGGUGAUGAAUGGGAAGAGGAGAUCAAAUUAACAGAGCAAGCUGUGCAAGCCAUUAACCAGUUAAACCCCAAGCCCAAGUUCUUUGUACUGUGUGGUGACCUCAUACAUGGUAUGCCAGGAACUCAGUGGCGAAAGGACCAAGAACAAGAUUUGAAAAAUGUCCUGAAGAACAUUGACCAAGACAUUCCAUUGGUAUUUGUGAGCGGAAAUCAUGAUAUCGGCAAUGUUCCAACACCUGAAACAAUAGAUGAUUUUUGCAAGCACUGGGGAGAUGAUUACUUCAGUUUUUGGGUUGGAGGAGUUUUCUUUCUUGUGCUUAACUCACAGUUAUACUUCGAUUCCUCUAAAUGUCCCGGGUUAAAGCAGGCCCAAGAUGAGUGGCUUGAUGCACAACUGGCUGUAGCUGAAAAACAGACGUGUAAACAUGUAAUAGUAUUUCAGCAUAUUCCUCUAUUUCUACAAAACCCAGAUGAAGACCAUGACUAUUUUAACUUGGAGAAGUCAGUUCGGCAGGAGCUGAUGGAAAAGUUUCAUAAAGCAGGCAUUAAAGCUGUAUUUUCUGGACACUACCAUAGGAAUGCCGGAGGGUCCUACAAGGAUCUAGAGAUGGUGGUUUCAUCAGCAAUCGGAUGUCAACUGGGAGAAGAUACCCAUGGGCUUAGAGUGGUCAUUGUCACAGCUGAGAAGAUUGUUCACAGAUACUGCAGUUUAAAUGAUCUGAGUAGCCAAGGAAUAGAAAAAGAGCUGAUGGAUUUGAUUAAGCAAAAUUAGCCAUUUUCUAACUGACAAGUCUCCAGUUUAUUUUUAAUUCACAUUUUUUAUUUCCCAGAUAGAAACACUAGCUAAGCAAAAACAAAAAAGCCUACCAUGGGCUAAAGAUGAUUCCCAGUUGUGUAUUAUGCACCAAAAUAGUUGUCAACUCAUUACCAUCCUAAAUAACAAAGCAGAAAAGUAUGUAGAGAUAUUUAUACCUUGGAGGGGAAAUGAAACCAAUUAUAAUAUGAAAAAUAAGAGAGGUAAUGCUAUCGCUAUUGAUUUUUGUAAUGGGAAAGAGCUAUUCUGAGGAUUAGCUUCUCUAUUCCUGGAUCAGACUUUUAUAGCAUAUCCAUGAAUAGGAGCAGUGGUUUCUGGAUGACAAACUCAACUCUAGUUCACCCUUCUGUGAACUAGUUUGAUGGCCCACAAGAUACAUUUUAAAACCAUUAUACUUAAUGUUCUCUAUUAAAUUCUUGGUAAUCCUCCAGAAAGUGACAAAGUAAAUGUGGCCUGUUCAUAUUCAGUAUGGGCUAAUCCAAAGCCCUUCGAAGUCAGAGGGUAGAUUUUCAUUGACUUUUGGAUCUCACCCUAUUUCUGCUUCCUUCCAGUUGAUGUCAUCUCCCAUCCCAAGCCUUUAUCUUCAGAACUACUACAGCAAUCAGAGCAAGCUGGAUUCUUCUCUGCCUAGCAAAUCACCCUUGUGGGUGCUGUAAGAGAGACAAGACUCAUAUUUUGGGUCUGCAGGAGUGGACGUUAGAAAAGCCUGUAAACUAAGAAAAUAUAAUAGGAAAACCAUAAAGAGAAACUAAAUAUAGAAGAGUUAUUUUACUGUUGCCUCUUGGCAUUUAACUGCAAUUAAAUUGGCUAUUGAGAGUUCCCUGUAAGAGCAUAUCCCCUUUAGAAAACAGCUGACUCCUAGACAAAGGGAGAUUUAUGGAUAUCCAAUUCUACCAAACUAAAUUGCAGAAGCUCAAAAACUGCCUAUGCUGUAUAUUCUUUUUAAAGAAAAAAAGACUACAAUAUAUAUAUUUUUUUUAGUCUAGGAUGUAGUUUAAAAGAUUUGCUAGGUACAAUAUAAUGUCCCCAAACAUCCUGAGAGAGAUUUUUGGUCAAUGUAGCACAGGGGCGGGCAAACUUUUUGGCCUGAGGGCCACAACGAGUUUCUGAAAUUGUAUGGAGGGCCGGUUAGGGGAGGCCGUGCCUCCCUAAACAACCAGGCGUGGCCCAGCCCCUGCCCCCUAUCUGAUGCCUCCCCCAGGAUUCCUGCCACAUCCAACCUCCCCGGCCCCCUCAAUCCCUCCCUGUUCCCUAACCGCCCCUGGACCCCCCGCUGCCCCAUCCAACCCCUCCUCUCAUUCCUGACCGGCCUCCCCCCUCUCCCCCUGACCCCUGCAUCAUCCAACCACCCUUUCUCCCUGACUGCCCCCGGAACCCCUCCCCUGACUGCCCCCCGCCACCCCAUCCAACCCUUCCCCCCACUCCUUCCUGACUGCCUCCCUGGGAUCCCUGCCCCCAUUCAACCCCCCUGUUCCCUGCCCUUUGACCACCCCCGCCCCUGCCCUCUAUCUAACCCCCCCACACACUCCCUGCCCCCAUACCAUGCUGCCUAGAGCACCAGUGACUGGUGGUGCUACAGCUGCACCGCCCGGCUGGAGCCAGCCGCAGCACAGAGCACCAGUUCAGGCAGCGCAGCUGCCGAGCCAUGACCUGCAAGAGCUCGCAGCCCCGCCGCCCAGAGCAUUGCACUAGUGGCGCAGUGAGCUGAGGCUGCAGGGGAGGGGCCGGGGGCUAGCCUCCGAGGCCAGGAGCUCAGGGGCUGGGCAGGAGGAUCGGCCACAGUUUGCCCACCUCUGGUAUAGAGCCUCCAAGCGGCCUUAGUUAGUUAGAUAUUGUUUUAAUAGUCUGGUUUUUUCAAGAAGCCACCUCAGAUUUGGCAGCAAAUGUCCUUCACCAAGGCUAAGGAACAGAUUUAUAAAGAUAUUUAGGCUUGAUUUUCAAAAGCAUCUAGGUGCCUAACUUCCAUUGCUUUCAAUAGUAGUUAGGCACCUAGUAGAAUUUUCAAAAGUGCCUAUCUGUAGCUUUAGGCACUUAAAAAUCUGUAUUGAGGUUUCUUUGUCCUUACUGCUAGUUAAUGCUGUAGAGUAGUGCUCCCCUUACAGUUUGUUGCAGAAGGAAGGGUAUUCCACUGUUACUUAUAUCGUUUAAGUAUGUCAGUUCAGGUUAUGGCUCAGCGGAAAGAACGGAGAGUAUGAUAGGCACUGGAUGGUUCUGUUGGUCUUGCCCCAUAUAGUAGAGGACAGAAAAGAAAUAAGGUGGGCCAUUUAAUUGUGAGGGUGAUAUUUAGGAGAGCCAAGAUAGAUUUGAAAUGAACGGUUUUCCGUCAACAUGAGAAAUUAAUAGAAUGGCUAUGAAUAGAAGUGGUUCUAAAAAUUUUAGAAUUUAUGAUUUUAUAAACUAUUAUAUACACACACACGUGGAAUUAUAAAGCAUGAACGUGUUUAUGCAGAACCAUUUUACCUAUACAAACUCAUAACUCAAAUUUCAACAUUAAUUCAUAUUGUAUAAAUAGUUCCAAGUUUGCUUUUUAUAAGAGAGAUUUUUUACCAUAAAUUGUCUAUUGUUUUCUCACUAAAGAGUAUUACUACACUGUAAAAUCUUUUUAAAUCCAAUUUAAAUUUUAUAUUCCAAA